CGUCACUUUUCACGGUGCCGUUUUCCCGCGAAGAGUUUCCAACCCGUCUCCUGGAUCAUGGCUGGAAAGGCGAAGGUGAAAGAAGCUCAUCAGCUGACAGGAGACUGUAUCACUCAGGUCCAGACCAUCUUGAGGGAGCGGUUCUGCCGGCGCCGGCUCCCUGCCGGGCUGGAGUCGAUGGAGGCUCAGUAUAAGCGCCUGCUGGACCUGCUGAAGCGGACGGCUGUGGACGGGGAGAGCAACUCGGUGCUGAUCGUUGGUCCGCGAGGAGCCGGGAAGACCACGCUGGUCGACAGCGUUCUGAAGGAGCUGCUGGACGACGACCGAGUGCAGAAGAACCUUCUACAGGUUCAUCUGAACGGUCUCCUGCAGACAGACGACAGAAUCGCUCUGAGAGAAAUCACCAUGCAGCUUCACCUGGAAAAUGUCGUCGGUGACAGAGUGUUUGGAAGCUUUGCGGAGAAUCUGGUUUUCCUGCUGGAGGCGCUGAAGAAAGGCGACCGCAGCAGCAGCCGGCCGGUGCUCUUCGUGCUGGACGAGUUCGACCUCUUCACGCAGCACAAGAACCAGACGCUGCUCUACAACCUGCUGGACGUGUCCCAGUCGGCCCAGGCGCCGGUGGCCGUGGUCGGCCUGACCUGCAGGCUGGAUGUCCUGGAGCUGCUGGAGAAGCGGGUCAAGUCUCGGUUCUCCCACCGCCAGAUCCACCUGCUGAGCCCGCUCGGCUUCGGCCAGUACCUGGAGCGGGUUCGAGCGCAGCUCAGCCUGCCGGACGACUUCCCCGACGCGCCGUUCGCCGCGCAGUGGAGCGCCAGCCUGCAGACGCUGUGUGAAGACCAGGCGGCUCAGGACGCUCUGAGGAGACACUUCAACUCCAGCAGACACUUCGGCUCGCUGCACAUGCUGCUGAUUCUGUGUCUGAGCCGCGUCUCUCUUUCCAAGCCCUUCAUCGGCGCCUCGGACCUGCUGGACGCCAGCCGCACGAUUCUGAGCGACUCCAGGGUCAACAUGCUGCAUGGUUUGUCCAUAUUGGAGCUGUGUCUGCUCAUCGCCAUGAAGCAUCUCAACGACGUGUAUGAGGGAGAACCCUUCAACUUCCACAUGGUCCACAACGAGUUCAAGAAGUUCCUGCACAGGAAGUCCAACUCCAUGUACAGCUUUGAGCAGCCAGUCAUCAUGAAGGCCUUCGAACACCUCGUGCAGCUGGAGCUGAUCCGGCCCGUGGACGGCUCCUCGGCCAGGACCCAGAAGGACUACCAGCUGAUGAGGCUCAUGCUGGACCAGGGCCAGAUCAUGGAGGCGCUGCAGAAAUACCCACAAUGCCCCACGGACGUCAGGCAGUGGGCCAUGUCCGCCUUCGAGUAGCCGGACCGAACGGCCGCCGCCGGUUAAACUACGCCAGCAUGAAAGACUGAAGUGUUUUGGUUUUGCCACCCUGACUGCUCGCCUCUCGACUCACUGCUGCCCUCUGGUGGGGAAAACCUGCAGGAAACACCGCUCCACAUUCAGACCAACACAGGUGUUCAGUGUGUGUG
Salarias fasciatus (jewelled blenny) is the source of this 1535-nucleotide messenger RNA. It is a transcript of the gene orc4, whose product is annotated as origin recognition complex, subunit 4. The record is from RefSeq and is a predicted model, not a curated record. Gene Ontology annotation, biological process: DNA replication initiation; DNA replication. NCBI's taxonomy places the organism in Eukaryota, Metazoa, Chordata, Actinopteri, Blenniiformes, Blenniidae. Gene Ontology annotation, cellular component: nucleus; nuclear origin of replication recognition complex. The coding region runs from base 58 to 1365 and encodes 435 amino acids. The transcript is spliced from 14 exons. Gene Ontology annotation, molecular function: ATP hydrolysis activity; DNA replication origin binding.